This is a messenger RNA of Monosiga brevicollis MX1, 1019 nucleotides long. RefSeq lists its product as uncharacterized. NCBI's taxonomy places the organism in Eukaryota, Choanoflagellata, Craspedida, Salpingoecidae. The transcript is spliced from 2 exons. The record is from RefSeq and is a predicted model, not a curated record. The coding region runs from base 119 to 835 and encodes 238 amino acids.
AGAGUUGUCCAGCCCCAGCCUUGGAUCAAGUCCCCUGCCAUACCUCCGUGUGUCUUCUUGAAUCGCUGUACCCUGAUUCUUCUUCCUCCUCUUCUUGAGAGUCUUGAGGCGCCUUGGCAUGUAUAUAUCCAAUUUAUCGCCCGAGGAAACAGCACGCCGGUCCCCCACUUUGGACACCGACAGCGGCGAAUCGCCCCAAACACACGCGGACAGCGUUGCCAGCGUGGCCGACGCUGGUGCCGCGCUUGCUCAAAAUCACCAUGAUGUCCCUGGGGAUGACACAGAGGCAACGCCACCGCCCAGCUCCAGGACCACCCUCCACACGGCUAACCGAACGCAGCGCGCUUCGCUCGCGAGCGUGAGAAUUGUUCAGCCCACCAAAGCGUCGGUGCCCUCACUCAGCGACUUUGAACGUGACUUCAUCCCAAUCGACGUGUUUGUCUUUCAGCCCGGAUGCUUCACCACGUCCUCUGGGUACUUUUCCCGGCCCGCCUGUGGUGGGAGUGAUUGUGGCCUCUUUUGCUGUGGCUUCGACCUGCUCAACUUGUGUGGCUUUGGUGCCUGUCGGCACUUCUCCUUGGCCGCGGCCCCGCAGAGCUGGGCUCAAAUCCGUCACGAUAUAGAGCAGUAUCUACCGGCUGCCCACGCGAUUGCUGGUCGGUAUGUCCGUGCUUGUGGUCAAGCGGACAAAACCAGUAUCACGGAUGCCCUCAACACCGAGUGGUGUCCCAUCGUCAACCACGAUGUGCUGGCCUUGCAAGGCCUCUACAUCAAGGCUGUCAAUGAGACCGCCGUCAACCUUGAAGUCUAUCGCAUUCCCGCCCCACUUCGGUAACAUUUUUUUUUUUUUGGGGGUUCAGAUUUAUUCACACCUGACUGCUUUUUUGACAGGUGGAUGAUGGAUGGUUUUUGGGUUUCCUUCAUCAUCACUUGUGCACACGGCCAACCGCUCUCCGAUUGUGUCCGGGUGCACAGAUCCAAGCCAAUUGUGAUGAUGUCCUAGUAGUAAAUUGAUAUGG